AUGCCGUCAAAGGCGAAGCGCGUAGCCGUGGCGUCCACAAUCAAGCUACCCUUCAACACCGACCCUGGCGCAUGUUACGAAAAAGUCGGCUGCAGCCUCCUAGGCCCAGAUGGCCCCUGGCAAGCACCCUUGGUCCGAGUUGGCGGCGACGACGGCCCUCAGCUACCACUGUACCCCAGCUUAUUCUACGGGAACUCGAUUCUCACCACCGAGGGCGGCGGGUUCUAUGACCCGGCCAAGUCGUCAGCAGCGCGCAAAACGGAGCUGUCACAUCUGGAAAGUGACGAAUUGAAACACUUAAUGUAUGGCUUCAUCAACCAGACGUCAAGCACGGUAACGUCGUAUUUUGACAGCAUGCAGCUGAUAUCGGCGUCGUCGGAUGAUGUAAGCAUCAAUACAACCAUUUUCGCCACGAGCGACUGGAAGUACAAGACCGCCAACGGCUCGUCAUUCGUCCCAAGGGUGGGAUACUUGGGACUCGGGACCUACAACCUCACCGAUGCGGACAGCGUGCCUCCCGGCGUGCUGGACCAGGUCAAAUUCCAGGGCAUCAUUGGCACCAAGACUGUGAGCAUGCAUCUCGGCAGUGCGAAGCACGAGCAGAGCGGCUCAUUCAUCCUCGGCGGCUACGACAAGAGCAGGGUGCUUCCUUGUUGCGGAAGCUCAGUGGCCUCUUCAACAGGUGGCGGCGUCCGCGGCCUCGGAUCUAGCCGUGACAAGACAUCUUUUGGAUUAAAUGGAAUAAGACCCGCACCUCUAAAGGCACCCCGGGGCGACGGCGAUAUGGUUCUCCGAAUAGAGGGCAAGGAGUCCGAUGGUCUCUGGGUUGAUAACCAGGAAAAGGGUUGCCAGCGCGGCGCGCUCCCAAAGACGACGAGGCUGUCGGAUCUGAUCUCGCUGCCGUGGCUUCUGCAGCGCAUCGUCACCACCUUUGAGGCGCCGCCGUGUACGAAAGAAGACGGCCACAAAAGCACCUGGUCGUUUCUUCUCUGGAAUGUGGAAGAUCCCACAUGCGCCCUCAUCAUCGAGGACCACAAGGGUUGCCCCCAGGCCUACUUUUGCGGCGGGAAAAAGGCUAGCAACGAAGCCCUCCAGUUGCUUCAGUGGCUCGCCGGUACAAACUGUCCGCACCCAUAUGAUUACACGCCCUGUGGGAUGGUUGCGUAA
Molecule: messenger RNA, 1167 nt
Organism: Akanthomyces muscarius
Lineage: Eukaryota; Fungi; Ascomycota; Sordariomycetes; Hypocreales; Cordycipitaceae
Exons: 2
Coding region: 1-1167 (388 amino acids)
Source: RefSeq, a predicted model, not a curated record